Molecule: messenger RNA, 249 nt
Organism: Beauveria bassiana ARSEF 2860
Lineage: Eukaryota; Fungi; Ascomycota; Sordariomycetes; Hypocreales; Cordycipitaceae
Exons: 2
Coding region: 1-249 (82 amino acids)
Source: RefSeq, a predicted model, not a curated record
AUGAAGCUCUCGGCAAUUUUCGUUGCAGCCAUGCUGUCCGGGAUGGCUGCUGCCGCCUUUGACGAUAAAGGUUGCGCAGAGGAUGUCAAAGAUAACUGCGGUAGCUGCACAACCUGCCGAAACGAAACCGGCGAAUCUCUCAAGGCCUGCCACAGACAGUAUAACGACUGCGUUCGGAGCCUUGCAGACUAUUAUGGCGCCAGCUUGUCACAGUGUACCCUCGGUGGUAAUCUUUGCCAUCCCGAAUAG